Scomber japonicus (chub mackerel) is the source of this 1406-nucleotide messenger RNA. Its product is annotated as dual specificity phosphatase 29-like. The transcript is spliced from 7 exons. Lineage: Eukaryota; Metazoa; Chordata; Actinopteri; Scombriformes; Scombridae. Gene Ontology annotation, biological process: negative regulation of MAPK cascade; protein dephosphorylation. The coding region runs from base 81 to 1319 and encodes 412 amino acids. Gene Ontology annotation, cellular component: cytoplasm. The record is from RefSeq and is a predicted model, not a curated record. Gene Ontology annotation, molecular function: protein tyrosine/serine/threonine phosphatase activity; MAP kinase phosphatase activity.
AAAAGUUAUCUGUUAUCUAAGUGUUUUAAUUUUAUACUUUGUGAUAAUUACAUGACACCACUUGAGUGAAGACUGCAGAUAUGAGCCCAGAGGAGGAGCCAGAGUAUCAGACACCACCCACCUGCGAUCUGCUCAGCCUUCUGCUGAAGAACAGACGCCCCACUGGAGCUGUCAAUGAGGUUUGGCCCAACCUCUACAUCGGAAACGCGGCUACAGCUCAGGAUAAAACCCUGUUAGUGAAUCUGGGAAUAACACAUGUGGUGAAUGCUGCAGAUGGCCCCCAGCGCAUUAAUACUGGACCACAUUUCUACAAAGACACCAACAUACUGUAUCAUGGCGUAGAAGCACCAGACUGUAAACAUUUUGACUUGAGCCCAUUCUUCACUGAGACGGCUGAUUUCAUCCACAGUGCUCUGAAUCAGAAAGGUAAAGUGCUCGUACACUGUGCACGAGGAAUCAGCCGCUCAGCAACUCUCGUGCUGGCCUUCCUCAUGAUCAAAGAAAGACGAACCCUUGUGGAUGCUCUUGAGGCUGUUCGUAAACACAGAAACAUUCUCCCAAAUGUUGGAUUUUUGAACCAACUCUGUAUUCUGGACUCAUUCUUGGCCCUACAGAGGAGGACGACGCUCCAGAAGAUGCAGAACAUCCUUAACGGGUGUUCCAAUAAAUCAUGUGUGAAAGGAAGCCACAGUGAGAAAAUGGCUUCUCACAAGUCAAAGACUGGCACCAAGAUAAAUGUUACAAAGGCAGUGGAGGAAUCCAGUCCAGUGGAGGAAUAUGUCACACCUGGGGGCUAUGAGCUGGAGAAAAUCCUCAACCGUGGGAGUGUGGCUUACACCCAUGUCAACGAGGUCUGGCCUAACACCUACAUCGGGGACGAGGAGACUGCAAAGGACAAACAUAAUCUGAAGAGGUUGGGGAUUACUCACAUCUUGAAUGCAGCAGAAGGGACAUGGAAUAACGUGGACACCGGAGCUGGUUACUAUAGUGACAUGGACAUCGUCUAUUAUGGUGUGGUAGCAGAGGACGUUCAGACGUUUGACCUCAGCCAGUAUUUUGUCUCUGCUUCCCGGUUUAUUGAAGAAACACUAAGCAACCCUCAGAAUAAACUGCUGGUGCAUUGUGUGAUGGGAAGGAGUCGGUCUGCCACGCUUUUCCUCGCCUACCUCAUGAUCUGUGAGAACAUGACAGUGGUCGACGCCAUCGAGCACGUGAAAAAACGCAGGCGGAUCAUCCCCAACUGGGGCUUCCUGAAACAGCUGAGAGAUUUGGACAUGGAGCUCCAGGAGAAAAGAAACAACGCUACAGAGCAAAGCUGAUUAUAAGACUUAAUGGGCAAGUUGACUCAGGUCAAGCCUCAAGUCAUUCAAGACAAGUUCAAUUCAGGUUAUACUGUAGGUUAUUAG